This is a messenger RNA of Ricinus communis (castor bean), 1325 nucleotides long. RefSeq names its product calmodulin-like. Gene Ontology annotation, molecular function: calcium ion binding; enzyme regulator activity. Lineage: Eukaryota; Viridiplantae; Streptophyta; Magnoliopsida; Malpighiales; Euphorbiaceae. The record is from RefSeq and is a predicted model, not a curated record. Bases 554 to 1048 code for a protein of 164 amino acids. The transcript has 5 exons.
GAAAUGAGAUAAAAAAGAAGAACGUAGAAGAAAAGAAAGAGAUAAAAGGCAGGCAGAAUUUUGUUUUGAAUCCUAACCUCUUUUCCAUAUGCAUUUUGGAGAAGGUUUUUGUUUAUGCAUUUUAUAAAUCAUAAUAAAAGAUUAGUCAUUGGUCAGCCAAUAUAUUAAAACUAGACGAAAAGUAAUCUCAUUAUUUUCAAUGCUUAAUUCUUGCCCGUACAAGAGUCUGGAUCAUUGACGGAAGAAACUUUGAAAAUGGAAUCUAAAAUUAUAGCUUCAGAAAAUUUGUAUAUUAGAAAAAGAAAAAAAAGAAAAGGGAUUCAAUACGCAUUUAGUUUGACUAUUAAAGUGUCUUUGUCACCUUUGAAACAAAAAAUAAAAUAAAAAUGAAAAAGGGAAACUGUAACCACUCUCUUUGAUGUAUUUAUAUAUAAAUACAAGAGGGGUAUGACAGAGAUUAUAUGCAGUGGGAUUAAGAUUUAAGCAUCCUAUAUAUCUUUGUUGGUUUGUGAUCUGAAAGUGUCUUGAGUUACUUCUAAAAGAGAGAAAAAUUAUGGGGGAUGUAUUGACUGAAGAGCAGAUUGCUGAGUUUCAGGAAGCUUUUUGUUUAUUUGACAAAGAUGGAGAUGGAAGAAUUACAUUUGGGGAACUGGCCACAGCAAUAAAGGCGCUAGACCAAAACCCAACAGUAGAAGAACUGCAGAUUAUGAUCAACGAAGUUGAUGUCGAUGGUAAUGGAACUAUAGAAUUUGGGGAGUUCUUGAAUCUUAUGGCCAGGAAAAUGAAGGAAAAUGAAGCAGAAGAGGAAUUGAAAGAAGCUUUCAAAGUGUUCGACAAGGAUCAAGAUGGCUACAUUUCACCUAAUGAGUUGAGGCAUGUAAUGAUCAGCUUAGGAGAGAAAUUGACAGAUGAAGAGUUGGAACAGAUGAUUAGAGAGGCUGAUUUGGAUGGAGAUGGGCUUGUUAAUUACGAGGAAUUUGUCAGGAUGAUGCUAGACUGGGUCUUCUUUUGGGCUUUAACUGUUGUAAUCUUUGUGCGUUGGGCCUAAAAUCACAAAAGUCGAACACAGACAAGAGGCGUCACGACAAAGUUUAACAGAAGGAAGGAAGGAAGAAGUCAUGACAGUUUCAAUUAUUGCUUAACCUAAGAUUUGAUUUUCUUUCAAAAGAAAAAAGAAGAAGAAGAAGAAGAAGAACAAAGGCUUGAUUUAGUUUAUUGUGAAGGUCAUCUCCUUUCUCCUGUGAUGAUGAAUAGUCAUAUGUGAAUGACGUAGGAUCCAUCUCAAUUUAGCUUUACUCUUGGUCGGACGGAGCCAAUUAAGAUUA